GGCGCUGGAGCAGUCUGAGCCCAGCUUCGGGUGGAAGAGGACUGUAUCUGGAGCCCCGAAGAGCGGCAGAAGAAAAGAGGCCAAAAAGACAGCAAGAGACCCGAUGAACAGCUCUGUCUGUGUGUGACAGGCAUCGCCAAUCUUGUUUGGGGGUGGGGGGGGGGAUUUUUUUUUUUUUUUUGAUGGCUUGUCCUGGAAACCCCUCAAGCUCGGCUCCUGUGUCCAGCUCGUUUCUCUGCUGGACUCCUUGAUUUUUUUUUUUAAAUCACUGUUUGAUUUUGAGCAGUAACCAGGCUUUUUUUUCCAGAUGUUAGUCCACACCUAUUCAUCCAUGGACCGGCACGAUGGCGUCCCGAGCCACAGUUCCAGGCUCUCACAGCUGGGCUCGGUGUCUCAAGGACCUUACUCCAGCGCCCCGCCGCUGUCCCACACCCCGUCGUCAGACUUCCAGCCGCCCUACUUCCCGCCUCCCUACCAGCCGCUCCCCUACCACCAGAGCCAGGACCCCUACUCCCACGUCAACGACCCCUACUCCCUGAACCCACUGCACCAGCCCCAGCAGCAUCCCUGGGGGCAACGGCAGCGGCAAGAAGUGGGUUCAGAAGCCGGCUCUCUCCUGCCCCAGCCUCGGGCCGCCUUGCCCCAGCUCUCGGGCCUCGACCCCCGGAGGGACUACCACUCGGUCCGCCGGCCAGACGUGCUGCUGCAUUCGGCGCACCACGGCCUGGACGCGGGCAUGGGUGACAGCCUCUCGCUGCACGGCCUCGGCCAUCCCGGAAUGGAAGACGUCCAGUCAGUUGAAGAUGCCAAUAACAGCGGCAUGAAUCUAUUGGACCAGUCUGUCAUAAAAAAAGUUCCGGUUCCUCCCAAAUCUGUGACUUCUCUGAUGAUGAAUAAAGAUGGCUUCCUGGGAGGCAUGUCCGUCAACACCGGCGAGGUAUUUUGCUCGGUCCCGGGCCGUUUGUCUCUGCUCAGUUCAACUUCAAAGUACAAAGUAACUGUGGGAGAAGUUCAGAGACGGCUUUCGCCCCCCGAAUGCCUCAAUGCGUCUCUCCUCGGCGGCGUCCUCAGAAGAGCCAAAUCGAAAAAUGGGGGGAGAUCUUUGCGAGAAAGGCUAGAAAAAAUCGGUUUGAAUUUACCCGCGGGCAGGCGCAAAGCAGCAAAUGUCACGUUACUCACCUCCCUGGUGGAAGGAGAAGCUGUUCACUUAGCUCGGGAUUUUGGGUAUAUUUGCGAAACAGAGUUUCCUGCUAAAGCUGUUUCUGAGUAUUUGAACCGGCAGCACACGGACCCCAGUGACCUGCACUCCCGAAAGAAUAUGCUGCUCGCUACAAAGCAACUUUGUAAAGAAUUUACGGAUCUGCUGGCGCAGGACCGGACGCCAAUCGGGAACAGCAGACCUAGCCCUAUCCUGGAGCCGGGGAUCCAGAGCUGCCUCACGCACUUCAGCCUCAUCACGCACGGCUUCGGAGCCCCGGCCAUUUGCGCCGCACUCACGGCCCUGCAGAACUAUCUCACCGAGGCGCUCAAAGGCAUGGACAAGAUGUUCUUGAACAACACCACCACUAACAGGCACACGUCUGGGGAAGGCCCAGCUUUGCCCGCAUGGUUUAUGAGCUUCUUCAAAGAGGACUUGGGCUUCCUACACAACCUAUAAGGUACAGAGAAAAAAAAAAAAAUCCGAUCCUUUUUUAAUCAAAGCCUGUGUGUCAGAAUUCUGCAGGUGCACUUCUUUAAAGAAGCUCAAAGGGAAUAAUUUAGAAAGUGGCCAAUAAGAAAUUGAAGCAGCUUUGAGUCUAGUUGCUAACAGAUACCUCAACACGGAAUUCCAGGGGAGGGGGGGAGCUGAAAAUGAAUUUUAGGGGAGAAAAGUGAGGAUUCGUGGAGUCCAAUAUUUUAGCAAUAUUGCCCUGCCUUUGAAAUAGAGUCCAUUUCCUUGGGCUCUUUGGUGAUUGCUGUUUUAGCGGGUAAGGAAGCAGCUUUUCGAGUGGUCCUGGGCAAGAGGGUGGUGCAAGCUUCCGUGUUUCAGCAACAAUUGUUUUCUACAAGAUGCUUUCUGAAUGAGGCAUCACCGCCCCCCCAAGACGUGCACUCGUUUUGGCAUAUGAUGGCAAAAUAAUGAAUGCAAAGUGAAAGGAGAUGUAUUUCAGCUUUGAAUUUUACCGUCUGUAUACCCUGGGACUAUUAUUCCCAGUGGAUAAAGUUUCAUGCAUUUACUGUGUCUCAUUCUGGCAGCCCAGCUCCUUUCUUGGGCUUCAUCUGGGCAUUAUCGUGAAAAUAAAUCUGGAACCUAUUGUCCCCACUCUCCCAAAAGCAGUGGGGAAAUCCACCCCCAGUAGUCUAAAUUUAGCGUUGAUACACGCACCUCUUUAUACAAAGUAGACCUUAGGACCUUUGCAACAUCCCUGGAAGUUAAAGAUCCAGAUGUCUGUUCUUCAGGAUUCACAGAAUCCUCUGGGACUCUCAGUUGUGCCGCCCCAAAGGGCUUUGGCCUGUGUGUGUGUGGGGGGGGGGGGGUAGGUUGGAGGAUUGGGCUUUAGGCACCUGCUGAGAGCUUUGCGCUGACACUUUCAUGGGGAAGGGAGUUAGGGAGCAGGUUUUAGGUCACCUGGAAGGUCCAAGCAACGGUUACUGUCACUCCCCAGCCCAACUACCGCU
Molecule: messenger RNA, 2658 nt
Organism: Lynx canadensis (Canada lynx)
Lineage: Eukaryota; Metazoa; Chordata; Mammalia; Carnivora; Felidae
Gene: TFAP2B
Product: transcription factor AP-2 beta
Exons: 8
Coding region: 308-1657 (449 amino acids)
Biological process (GO): regulation of cell population proliferation; regulation of transcription by RNA polymerase II; anatomical structure development
Cellular component (GO): nucleus
Molecular function (GO): DNA-binding transcription factor activity, RNA polymerase II-specific; RNA polymerase II transcription regulatory region sequence-specific DNA binding
Source: RefSeq, a predicted model, not a curated record